This is a messenger RNA of Drosophila bipectinata, 3548 nucleotides long. RefSeq names its product Leucine-rich tendon-specific protein (gene Lrt). NCBI's taxonomy places the organism in Eukaryota, Metazoa, Arthropoda, Insecta, Diptera, Drosophilidae. The record is from RefSeq and is a predicted model, not a curated record. Gene Ontology annotation, molecular function: protein binding.
GCGGAAGGCGGGAAGGGAAACGCACAUGAAAUCAUUGUUGGCGGGUCGACCUGACUUACCUGAGCGUAGGCCGCUCAGUCGAGUUUCAGACGUUGUCGGGUCCAGUUCGGUUAGUUGCUUGCGGUCGUUCUCCAUCGCUUUGGCCAGUGUACUUCUGUGUGUCUGCUGCCUCCUCACCUGGUUGCACCUCAGCGCAUGCAACGCAAACGCAAACAGAGUUCGUCUGAGCGGCAAAUGUGAAAAUGCAAAUUUGACCAAACACGAGUGCCCAGUGGUAUUACCCGCUUACUCUCCUACCUGACAUACCGUCUUUGUCAUCGCAAUCAUCCCUCGAUCUCUGGGAAUCCUGGCGGGGGGCAAGGCAAACGCAAACAUCAACAGAGUCGGGCUCGCAUCCGUUUCCGGUUCUUUCUGACGAUUGUUCCCUACUUUUUCAUGAAUGAAAUUCUUAAUUCGUCUCUGCGUCGUUCGCGUCUCUGUGUCCUGAGUGCUGUGUUCUCUGUUCAGUGUGUGUUUUUGAGCCGCAUGUCCAGUUCCAGUUCCAGUUCGAACUCCAGCGGUGUCAACUGACGGCCCAGCAAUCGCAUUGUUGCCGCUGACGGGGGGCGUCAGUGCACCGUAAAGAUCUUUAUCGCAUUUUAAAUACGUUCUCGGCCAGAAGGCAAGACCCGGUCGUCGUCAGGUCGUCAGGUAGACGGAAACCAAACAUCGGCCCCGGCCAGGUUAAUGCAGUUUAUUGUUCUAUGAACGCUGGGCCCGCACUGUUUAAGUUUCGCACGCUGAUAAAGAGCCGAACCAGCCGCUCGAGGAACACUACCACCAUCCGUGGACUUCGCCCGGCCAACAAAAUGCUGCCAAAGCUCAGCAGCCCGCUGAUCAUCCUCCUGUUGCUGUCUGGCCUGACAGCGGCCAAUGAACUCAAGGAUCUGCUAGAGGACAGCACAUCCCCCACCACCAGCAGCAGUAGCAGCUCUCCCACACCACCAACCUCCAUCACACCCACAUCUCCCGCCGCCUAUGUAGUAUCUGCAGCUGCGGUUGCUGUGCCUGCCCCCUCGGCUACUGGGAAGGCCAAGUUGAAGGGCUCCUCGGGGAAGUACGUCAACAAGAGCUCGCCCAGGAAGCGCAAGGCGGAGCAGGUGUCGUCGCUUCCACUUCCCGUGGACGAUGGGCUCACCGAGUGGAAGUGCCCCAACAUCACCGGCACCCGGAAUGCGGAAAUCGAGUGCGGAUGCGACCUGCCACACACGCUGAGGUGUAACAUUGAUCUGCAUGGAUUGCUGAUCCUGGCAGAGCGACUGCGCACAUCCCCGUACUCCAUUUCCUUGCUGGACUGCUCUUUGCGGAAUGUUUCCUUCCUGAGCGACGCCAAAAUCUUUGAUGGCGUUUCGCUGCAUGGACUGGUUAUCUCCUCCGGCGAAAUCAAGCGGGUUCACAAGUCCGCCUUCCUGGGAAUACACGGCCCUCUGCAGGCACUGGGUCUUCCCGGAAACGCCCUGAUGAGUGUGCCUUGGAAUGCUCUGUCCACUUUGGGCUCCCUGGAACGACUGGAUCUAGCCAAUAAUAAGAUCAAGGCCUUGGGCACAGCCGACUUUGUGGGUCUGGGCAACCUGGUUUACCUUGAACUGAGCAACAACCAGAUAUCCAGCAUUUCCCAGAGAACGUUUGUCAACCUGCGGAAGCUGGAGGUACUGAAGCUGGGUGGGAAUCGCCUCGGCGACUAUCCUCAGAGCUUGAGGUCACUGAGUCAGUGCCUGAGCCUAAGGCAGUUGGAUCUGACGGCCAAUAAUCUGAAUGCUCCGCUGAGCGACCAAACGCUUCCCGGAAUGAGAAACCUGGAGAGCCUGAAUCUCAAUCGGAACUUGAUAAAAAGCAUCCAGAACAAGGCUUUGGCGAACUUUUCGCGCCUGAUAAACCUUUCCCUUCGUCACAACCAGAUAGAUGUCCUGCAGGACCAUGCCUUCUAUGGGCUGGGUGCCCUGGACUCCCUGGACCUCAGCUACAAUGGAAUCGUGGCCAUUUCCAGUGCCUCCCUGCAGCAUUUGACGCGUCUCACAGUCCUGGACCUGACCCACAAUUUCCUUCGGGCUCUGACUUCGGAUCUGAUUGCCCCACUACCAUCACUGAGAGAACUACGAUUGGCGGGAAACGACAUAUCCAUUGUGGCACGCAACGCCAUGGACGGAGCCCGGGAGCUGCAGAGCCUUCAGAUGCAGGAGAAUCCUCUUUCAUGCGACUGCAGCAUCCGACCAUUCGCCGAGUGGCUCCAGGAGUCCCAGUUGCACUCUGCCCUCUCGGCAUCCUGCGUCACGCCCCCUCGACUCGAGGGAGCUCCUCUCCUGCAAGUUCCCGUUGAAACCUUAAGCUGCGACAUGGACAACGUGGAGAAGGACAAUGCCAACAUAAUGCAGCACCUGGAAACAUUGGCCAAGCCGAAUCAAUCAUCGCCUGUCAAUUAUUUAUCUGAAGAGAUUAUUCUACACGAGUUGCACUAUUCGGCGGACUAUGGUCUGAUCCUGACUUGGCUCUUGAACCUCAGCAAAAAGGACUAUAUGUGUGAUGCCAUCUUCGUCUACAAGGAACAGAAAAUUAACGAGCUGCUUAUAGACAACUCUCCGAUUCAUUGUGAAAGCAAAAUAGUCGAUGGACAGAACACGGUCAGUGUCAUUGUGCCGGACAGCUCAUCCCUGGAAAUUGGAGAAAGCUAUCGGUUUUGCCUGGUUAUGGUGCAGGAGCAGAAUCCCAAGGCGGAGUUGAACAUCGGUUGCUCCAACAUCACCCAGUUGCAACUAAGCAGUCCGGGAUCUGUUCCGGUGUCGCGUCAGUAUCAAAGACCUCCCUAUUACACUUCUAAUGAACUGAGGCCGGAACUGGGACAUGACGCAGGUGAGGAUUACGAGCUGAAUCAGCGGCGCUUCAACUCCAUGGUGGGCAGUCAACAGCAGCAGACGCAUCCACAUCCCCAUCCGCAUCCGCAGUCCACGAUGUUGCACAGUUACACAGUGAUCGAUUCGCUGAACAAGAGUUUCCUGCCGGGUCUGGGCCUGGGUGUGCUGGUCACCUCGGUGUUGGUACUCAUCUGGGGAGCCACCCGCAUCCGCCAGAACAAUAGCGCCAAUGGCGGGGGCAGCGGCAGGGGCAACGACAGUGUCGGCAGCAACAGCAGUGGCAUGCACAACAACAACAACAACAGCAGACCGGGCACUCCAACGGCCACCACCUGCUACGCUGCCUCGGAUCAUAUAGCCCGUCUGGCGGACGCAGAGAACGGAUCACGGUACCUCAAGCUGCAGGCCACCACGAGCCUGUGAAGCAGCAACAUGCAACAGCGGGGGAAUGUUGCACCUGCCCACUCAAUGAACCAUGUGAUAGUACAGUGGCAACUGUACCGACUUGCGUAGUUAUAGACCAUAGAAGCUAGUUCUAAGCUCCAAUGCACUAAUCCAAAUAGUUGGCCCACACUAACCCAUUUGUGCCAUAAGUUAAUCGAUACGUAAGAUUCCCAUAAAUAUAAAUGAACUAUACGAAUUUGUGGUCAGAAUAAUAGA